AUGAUUACCAGCUCUUCGCUGCAACGCAAGUCGCCCCGCUCCCACGAACCUCCUCACUACCAACAAUCGCCGGGCCGCGCGCGACAACGGUCGACAUCUUCUUCCGCCACCAACGCUGCUGCGACGGUCCCGCUACACCACUCACCUUCCUCGCGGCUCGCCUCGUCGUCUUCGUCUCGCAGGGACUCGGCUGCCUCGUGCCGCGCCCCCAAGGCUUCCGCCUCCCCCGCCGCCUCGGCUGGCACCCAUCAGUUUUCUCCUUCCUCUCGCGCCGGGCCCGCCAGGUUUCCCUCACCCCCACCGUCCUCAUCCCCCACCGCCGUCGUCCCGCCACCUUCCUCGGCAGAUGAUGCAAAUUUGGCGUCUAUGGAUGCCAUCAAGAGAGAUGACGUCUCUGUGACACAAUUUCAUCCUCCCGCUUUAGCCUCCGACCCCCGGCAGCAGCAGCCCUCACCGCCCUCCGACGACUAUCGCAUCCACGGCCCCUCGGCCGGUCUUGCUGCCCAACCCGCCGCCGGUCCUCUGGCGCCGCCGGUCGAUGCCCCCGUUGCGCCUGUCGUUCAUGUCCGCGAUCUCGCACACAUCACAACUCUCGUACAGGAGGGCAUGAUCGGAGGCCCCGCCAACGGCCCCUCGGCAGGUCAGACCAAGUACGAGAUUAGCGCCAUGCCUAUAAACGACGUCAUUGACAUGGUCGCCGCGCUGCUCACCAAAAUCACAACUACAAACGACCUGCAGCACGAUGCCAUGCAGCGCAAUGUCACCCAUCAGCAGCAGGCCAACCAGACUCACGACGCCUCCGGCUCGCACAUGAGCCCACUGAGCCACUCUGUCCUGGCCUUCCACGGUAAAAACGUCCCUGCCAUCUCCAUCCUUAGCUACCUCGGCAGAAUACACAAGUACUGCCCAACCACCUAUGAGGUGUUUCUGAGCCUGCUUGUGUACUUUGACCGCAUGACGGAGCGCGUCAAUGAUAGAGUCGUCAAGACGGAGCGUGCCCGUCAAAGGGCCGCUUCCCAGUCGCAAACAUAUCCUGCCCACUCGCGCUCUGCCUCGCGGCAGGUCGACACGACAAUGCGCGAUACCACUACCUCUGCCACCGACAACUCGGACGAGACGGACUCUGACCUGGCCGACGACGAUGACGACGACGCGGACGAUGCAAUGGUCGACUCGCCAACGGCACGAGAGGACGGUGUCAAACCGUUUGCGCCAGAGGAGCGCCAUGUUGCUAGCCCAGCGACCUAUUUUGUCGUCGACAGCUUCAACAUCCAUCGUCUCAUCAUCUCGGGCGUCACUUGCGCAAGUAAAUUCUUUUCGGACGUCUUUUACACCAACUCGAGAUAUGCCAAGGUUGGUGGUCUGCCGCUUGCCGAACUAAACCAUUUGGAGCUCCAAUUCCUCGUUCUCAACGAUUUUCGACUGGCUAUUCCCGUCGAGGAGCUCGAAGGCUACGCUACAAUGCUGGUCGAAUUCUACGCCCGCGAAGUCGUGGCCAAGGGAGUCGGUAUUAAAUAA
Molecule: messenger RNA, 1518 nt
Organism: Cordyceps fumosorosea ARSEF 2679
Lineage: Eukaryota; Fungi; Ascomycota; Sordariomycetes; Hypocreales; Cordycipitaceae
Product: cyclin-dependent protein kinase complex component
Exons: 2
Coding region: 1-1518 (505 amino acids)
Biological process (GO): regulation of cyclin-dependent protein serine/threonine kinase activity
Cellular component (GO): nucleus; cyclin-dependent protein kinase holoenzyme complex
Molecular function (GO): protein kinase binding; cyclin-dependent protein serine/threonine kinase regulator activity
Source: RefSeq, a predicted model, not a curated record